Molecule: messenger RNA, 1650 nt
Organism: Oryzias melastigma (Indian medaka)
Lineage: Eukaryota; Metazoa; Chordata; Actinopteri; Beloniformes; Adrianichthyidae
Source: RefSeq, a predicted model, not a curated record
AAACCACAGUACCCAGAAUCUCCAAGUGUCACAGGCCCCAAAUCCAAGCAUGACUGCAGAACAUCGUAGGAUCAAAUGGCCCCAAGCCGAUAAGCGGAAGGAAUGGUCCCAGUUUGAUGAAGACGCCAACACCAUCUUGGAAGUAACAGGCAAAGGCAGUGUUGAGCACCGCCUCCAGACAAUGACCACCAUCAUCACAAGCCUUGCAGCUGAAAGAUUUGGACUGGUGGAAAAAAGAGCAGCUAAACCCCCGUACACAAUGAACAACAGGGCAAACAAAAUCCACCAGCUUAGGCUUGAGUUGAAGAGUCUGAGGAGGCAGUUCAAGGAGGCGAGGGAGGACGAGAGGGGGCCUCUCACUGAACUGCGGAAUAUUGUUCGCGGAAAGCUUAUGACUUUGAGGAGAGCAGAGUGGCAUAAGAGAAGGAAGAAAGAAAGAGCCAGGAAGCGAACCGCUUUCAUAGCAAAUCCAUUCAGGUUCACAAAGCCGCUGCUUGGGCAGAAGCGAAGUGGCCGACUCACCUGCUCAAGAGAGGACAUCGACCACCACCUCACAGAAAUGUUCAGUGACCAAUUAAGGGAGCAUGAUCUGGAACAUUGCCAGCACCUGAUUGAGCCGACCGGACCUACAGUGGAUUUUGAUGAGAAAGAACCGAGGUGGGAAGAGAUCCAGGAGGUGAUAAAGAAGGCAAGAGCAAACUCAGCUCCAGGUCCAAGUGGAGUACCCUACAAGGUUUACAAGAACGGCUCAAAGCUACUCCGCAGACUCUGGAAGAUCUUGAGAGUGAUAUGGAGGAGGGGGAAGGUUGCCCAGCAGUGGCGAUGGGCAGAAGGGGUAUGGAUUCCAAAGGAAGAAGAAUCGAAGACCAUCGAUCAAUUCAGAAUGAUCUCCCUGCUCAGCGUUGAGGGGAAGAUAUUCUUCAGCAUUGUGGCUAAACGCCUGACAAACUAUCUCUUGCGAAAUUCAUACAUUGAUACCUCAGUUCAGAAAGGAGGGAUUCCAAUGGUCUCAGGGUGCUUGGAACACACAGGAGUAGUCACACAGCUGAUCAGGGAAGCCCGGGAGAACAAAGGGGACUUGGUCGUUUUGUGGUUGGACUUAGCAAACGCAUAUGGUUCCAUACCCCACAAGCUAGUGGAGGUGACACUACGCCAGCACCACAUUCCAGACAAGUUCAGAGCUCUCAUUCUGGACUAAUACAAUAGUUUCAGUCUAAGAGUCUCCGCUGGGUCAACAACAUCAGGCUGGCAUAGGCUGGAGAAAGGGAUAAUCACUGGAUGCACCAUUUCAGUGGUCCUGUUUGCACUAGCCAUGAAUAUGCUGGUGAAGUCGGCCGAGGUUCAGUGUAGAGGUCCCCUCACUAAGUCUGGGGUCCGUCAGCCGCCCAUCAGGGCCUUUAUGGACGACCUAACAGUGACAACAUCACACGUUCCAGGGAGCAGAUGGAUCCUCAAGGGUCUGGAGGAGAUUACCACUUGGGCACGCAUGAGCUUCAAGCCAACAAAGUCCAGAUCUUUGGUGUUGAAGAAGGGGAAAAUCGUUGAUAGAUUUCGCUUCACACUUGGCUCUACUGAGAUACCAUCCAUCACGGAGAGACCAGUGAGGAGUCUGGGAAAAGUUUUUGACUGCAGCUUGAAAGAUGCAGCAGG